Sinocyclocheilus rhinocerous is the source of this 1748-nucleotide messenger RNA. RefSeq names its product methylenetetrahydrofolate reductase-like. Bases 1 to 1617 code for a protein of 538 amino acids. NCBI's taxonomy places the organism in Eukaryota, Metazoa, Chordata, Actinopteri, Cypriniformes, Cyprinidae. The record is from RefSeq and is a predicted model, not a curated record. The transcript is spliced from 10 exons. Gene Ontology annotation, molecular function: FAD binding; methylenetetrahydrofolate reductase [NAD(P)H] activity. Gene Ontology annotation, cellular component: cytosol. Gene Ontology annotation, biological process: tetrahydrofolate interconversion.
AUGAAGUCCAAGGAAUUGUCUGUAGACCUCGGAGACAGGAUUGUAUCGAGGCACAGAUCUGGGGAAGGAUUUGACCGGAUGGGUUCUGGGGGUCCGCUCUUCAUUGACGUCACUUGGCAUCCGGCUGGAGAUCCGGGCUCGGAUAAAGAAACAUCCUCCAUGAUAAUAACAAGCACAGCGGUCAAUUACUGCGGCCUGGAGAGCGUCCUGCAUUUGACAUGCUGCAAUCAGACACAGGAGAAAAUCACAGCCCAUUUAAAUAAAGCCAAGCGGCUAGGCCUAAAGAAUAUCAUGGCCUUGAGAGGAGAUCCUAUUGGGGAAGAUUGGGUGGAGGAAGAUGGCGGUUUUAACUAUGCUACAGAUCUGGUCAAGCACAUUCGCUGUGAAUUCGAUGACUACUUUGAUAUCUGUGUUGCAGGUUACCCCACGGGCCACCCAGAGGCGGAGAGCUACGAAGAUGACCUCAGGCACCUGAAGGAGAAGGUUGAUGCUGGUGCGCACUUCAUCGUCACCCAGCUCUUCUUCAGGGCAGAAACCUUCCUCAAAUUUGUCAAAGACUGUCGGGCCAUUGGCAUCACCUGCCCCAUUCUCCCGGGAAUCUUCCCUAUUCAGGGGUAUCACUCACUGCGUCAGCUGGUCAAACUCUCCAAACUGGAAGUGCCGGAGGAGAUCACGCAGGUAAUUGAGCCCAUUAAGGAUAAUGACGCUGCCAUUCGCAGCUACGGCAUCCAGCAGGCGGUGGAGAUGUGUAAGGUUCUUCUGGCCAGCGGAGAGGUCCCGGGCCUGCACUUUUACACGCUCAACAGAGAGGUGGCCACCAUGGAGGUGCUCAGACAGCUGGGCUUAUGGGCAGAGGAUCCCCGGCGACCUCUGCCCUGGGCCGUCAGCGCUCAUCCGAAGCGUAAGGUAGAAGACGUCAGGCCAAUCUUCUGGGCUUCCCGACCCAAAAGCUACAUCCACAGAACGCAAGACUGGGAUGACUUUCCCAACGGAAGAUGGGGUAACUCCUCGUCACCAGCCUUUGGCGAGCUGACAGACUACUACCUGUUCUACCUGAAGAGUAAAUCUCCGAAAGAGGCCCUCCUGCAGAUGUGGGGUGAGGAACUAAUGAACGAGGAGAGUGUUUAUGAAGUCUUCACCAACUACAUCACCGCCCAAACCAACCGCAAUGGACACAAGGUCAUGUGUCUGCCGUGGAAUGACGAUCCUCUGGCUCCAGAGACCAACCUGCUGAAGGAUGAGUUGGAGAAGGUGAACCGCAGAGGGGUUCUGACCAUUAACUCUCAACCCAACAUUAACGGCAAACCCUCAUCCGACCCCAUUGUGGGCUGGGGCCCUGCGGGGGGAUACGUCUUUCAAAAGGCUUACCUGGAGUUUUUCACAUCCAGCGAAAAUGUUACUGCACUUCUGCAAGUGCUGAAGAAAUAUGAACCUCGUGUGAACUACCAUAUAGUCAACGUUCAGGGCAGGAACACUACAAAUGCCCAUGAUAUGCAGCCCAACGCUGUGACAUGGGGCAUAUUCCCCGGCAGAGAGAUAAUUCAGCCCACCGUCGUGGAUCCAGUCAGCUUUAUGUACUGGAAGGUGAUGCUUUUUCCACUUAGUAACCACCUUUAACACCCUAGCAACCACUAAGCAAUGCAAACUUAUUAGGUUGUGGUUAAACAGCCUGCACAUCCAUGUGUGACACUUCCAAAGUCCUUAUUGACCUCACAUUUGUACUCUGUCGCACUGGCACUCUUACAUUC